Vicia villosa (hairy vetch) is the source of this 1098-nucleotide messenger RNA. RefSeq lists its product as uncharacterized. The record is from RefSeq and is a predicted model, not a curated record. Lineage: Eukaryota; Viridiplantae; Streptophyta; Magnoliopsida; Fabales; Fabaceae. Bases 1 to 1098 code for a protein of 365 amino acids. The transcript has 6 exons.
AUGUCCGUCUUGGCUAACGGUAGUCCUACGAAAGAGUUUGGUGUGGAGAAAGGAUUGAGGCAAGGUGAUCCUUUAUCCCCUUUUCUUUUUGUUAUUGCAUCUGUGGGGUUGGCAGGUUUAGUGCGAAAGUAUAAGGAGAAUGGUGAGUUUAGAGGUGUUGGAAUUAAUGGUAGUAAUACCGUUGACAUUCUUCAAUUUGCGGAUGAUACAUUAUUAGUGGGUGAAGGUUCGUGGAGGCAAGUGUGGGCGUUUAAAAUAUUCUUCCUGGUUACCUCUCUUGUCGAAGAUGAAGAAGCGUUUAGAGAGUUGGAAGAAUCGAUGCCGGUUAAGGUGGCCAAAGAAUUUACUAGGAUGCAAAGUAACUUUCUUUGGGGCGGGAGGGUGGAGGAUAGUAAAAGAAUGAUUCAUUGGAGAUGGAGAAUUCUCAAAGGAUCCAACUCGAUUUGGUUCAACUUGUUGAAAGCCCGAUAUGGUGAUUUAUGCAUGAAAAGCUUUUGUGGAGGUAUGUUUCCUUUUAACUCUAUCUCUUCUUCUUCAUCUUUUACUUCUUCUUCUCUUUGGUGGAAAGACUUGAUUUCGGAAGCGAGGUGGAAGGAUGAUAUUUCUUUUAAAGAUAAGUUUCCGGAUUUAUAUGCGACUUCCUUUUUGAAAAAAGUGUCGAUAGGGGUUAUGGGAGGGUGGGAGAAUGGUGUGUGGAAAUGGGGUUGUUGUGGUAUUAUUCCGAAUUAUAUUUAUAGUUUGGCAAUGGGCGACACGAGCGAUGACAUUUUGUGGAACAUAUCGAAGGAUGAGUCAUUUUCUGUUUCUUCGUGUUAUGAGCAUUAUGCUGGUAGGCGUAACCUGUUUGGUCCUUUGAACAAAAAUGAUGGAGCUUUAGUUUUGAUUUGGAAGUUGAAAGUUCCUUCAAAAAUUAAAGCUUUUGGAUGGAGACUUUUUGUGAAUAGACUUCCGACUAAGGAUUUACUUGUUAAUAGGCGGAUAGCAUUGUCGUUGGAAAAUACUAAGUGUGUUUUUUGUGGGAUUGAUCCGGAAAGUAGGGGCCAUUCAUUCUUUGAUUGUAAAAUGGUGGAGGUGGUUUGGAAGGAGAUAGCCAUUUAG